CAUCGGUGAGCCCAGCUGCGGAGACGGUUUGCCAGGUGCAGUCUGAAAGCAGGUCAGGCAAGAACGAGUUGAGCAGCAACGGGCUUAUCAUGUGUGGCGAGGCGAGUGGAAGGGUGUUGCGUACACAUGAAGAGUGGCAAGCCAGAGAGGCGAGGACUGUGAGAGAGGGGCAGAGAGGGGGAGGGGGAGAGAGGGGGAGAGAGGCGGAGAGAGGGGGACAAAGGGAGAGAGAGCGGGAGAGAAGGCGAGAGAGAUGGAGAGAGUGGGUGAGAGGGGGAGAGGGGGGAGAGGGGGGAAGAGGGGGGAAGAGGGGGAGAGGGGGGAGAGAGCGGAAGAGAGGGGGAGAGAGGGGGAGAGAGGGGGAGAGAGGGGGAGAGUGUGGGAGAGAGGAGGAAAGAGGGGGAGAGAGGAGGAGAGAGGGGGAGAGGGAGAGAGAGGGGGAGAGAGGGGGAGAGAAACGGAGAGAGGGUGAGAGAGGGGGAGAGAGGGGGAGAGAGGGGGAUAGAGGGAGCUUAUGCGGAAAAAAGUUAUAGGCUAGAUAUGUUAUGUUCUU
Closterium sp. NIES-67 is the source of this 553-nucleotide messenger RNA. The record is from the annotation of a GenBank genome assembly. NCBI's taxonomy places the organism in Eukaryota, Viridiplantae, Streptophyta, Zygnematophyceae, Desmidiales, Closteriaceae.